AGAGCUAAAACUGAACGUUUCGAAGUCAGACAAUGAGAAAGCAAGCGACCUGGUUGACCGCACUACUGAUGCUGGCCUGUAGCUGUAGCACAUGGUUGCAGCUAGUCCAAGCCAACGAUGACUCCGACGAGGUGAUGACCAUGAAGAUGAGCGAAGUGGUCGAUCUGCUGAUGCCUUUUGGGCAAAGCUGUGAUCCGGUCCCGGAGCGAGUGCAUCUGGAGGAGAUGGUGUUGAACAAGGACGAUGCCUCGCAUCCGAGCAAAUGCUUCCGCCGCUGCAUGCUGAUGCAGUUCGAGCUGAUGCCCGAGGGCGAGAAGCUCUACGACGGCGCCAAGACCAAUGAAAUGAUGAACAUGAUGUUUCCCGACAAGGAGGAGCAAUCGCGCCUCAUCACUGCGAAAUGCAAUCAGGCGAGCGGGUUAACCGAUGAAUGCGAGAUUGCGCAUUCGAUUGCCAUGUGCAUGCUGCGAGAGAUGCGCGUUGCCGCCUAUAAAAUACCCGAGAUCAAGGAUUAGCUGAAACGCAGCCACGCUCCGCAACCACUUCAGUCAUUUCUUGCAAUUGCAUAUCAAUUCUAUUUGGUUCUUUUUUUUCAUCUGUGAAUUCCCCUGGCAGAAGGAUUGUCUCUCCUUCACUUCCUACUUUAGUUUCCCUAGUUACAUAUUUAUCUUAUCCUAGCUUGUGUCCCGUUGUGGUUUCUGGACAUGCACACACCCAUUGAAUAAAGAGAACGUGGAGCGCGCGUCGUGUAA
Drosophila albomicans is the source of this 752-nucleotide messenger RNA. RefSeq lists its product as uncharacterized. The coding region runs from base 33 to 515 and encodes 160 amino acids. The transcript has 3 exons. The record is from RefSeq and is a predicted model, not a curated record. NCBI's taxonomy places the organism in Eukaryota, Metazoa, Arthropoda, Insecta, Diptera, Drosophilidae. Gene Ontology annotation, molecular function: odorant binding.